AUGGUCGUUCUUCUUCCGGCGCUCGCCUCACUGCUGUUCGCCACAGAUGUAGUAGGCAGACCAGCAGUACCAGAUCGUGAACCAGUAAAGCGAGGGAUACGAGCUCCUGCACACCGGUAUAUUCCCAGCAACAACAUAGUCUCGCGGGAUACUGGUGCAGUCUAUCAUAUUUGGAACGGUGGCGGAUGGAUCCUCCCUGUGUUGGUCGGUGGCCAACAAGUCUUUUUAAACAUUGACACCGGCUCCUCUGACCUUUGGACAGCAAGCACUUUGAUGCCUGAGGACCAGCAGAAUACCGUUACUCGAGGAUCCGUGUAUAAUCCUAACAACAGCUCAACGUCACGAGAGGUUGAGGGAUACACUUUUGGCCUAGCCUAUGCAGACGGAUCUGGAGCUUCUGGGCCUGUGUACAGGGAUACCGUCAACAUUGGCGGCGCUAUCGUACCGGACUUCGCUCUUGGGGUCUGCGAUGAUUUGCGGUAUGGCGAAGGCAGCGACGGCACUCGCGACACUGCUGGACCAGUCGGUUUAGGGUUUGGCAAAUUGAACUCCAUUCGACCCAACCCGCAAUGCACCUUCAUGGAAUGCUUAGAGCCGUACAUUCAAGAACCCAUUUUCGGCACAGCAUUCAAGCUCAACAGCACUGGGUUCAUUAACUUUGGCUAUGUAGACUCAGAGGCGUACACUGGUCCCUUCACUGAAGUUCCCGUUGCCAACACUAGUUCGGGCAACGAAGGCCAAUGGAUGAGCCUAGGUGUCAGUUUUGGAUCAGGAGGUGAUCUCUUCAUCGCCGACCCGCUUGACAUGGACUUUGACUCUGGCACUGCUUCUCUAUCUGUUUCGUCGGACAUAGCUGCUGCCUACUGGGCCCUUGUUGAGGGUGCUGAUGACUCCUCCGGUUCUUGGGAAUAUCCGUGUGGUACUGAGCUGCCCGAUCUCGACUUUGUCUUCUCUAAUGUCACCCAUGGUCAUUCCACUGUGACGAUUCCUGGUAAGAAUCUCAAGAAUGGUGAUGGUACCACGGGCAUGUGUGGCACCUGGAUGGAUGUAGUCGAUGGACGUGGCAAUGCUGGUGUCCCAUUCUACAUCAGCAAAUACAUUGUCUGGAACCAAGCGAAGCCUAGCAUGUCUUUCGCUGAUCAGGCCAAUUGA
This is a messenger RNA of Aspergillus nidulans FGSC A4, 1152 nucleotides long. RefSeq lists its product as uncharacterized. The transcript is spliced from 2 exons. Gene Ontology annotation, molecular function: aspartic-type endopeptidase activity. Bases 1 to 1152 code for a protein of 383 amino acids. Lineage: Eukaryota; Fungi; Ascomycota; Eurotiomycetes; Eurotiales; Aspergillaceae. Gene Ontology annotation, biological process: proteolysis. The record is from RefSeq and is a predicted model, not a curated record.